Molecule: messenger RNA, 1432 nt
Organism: Guillardia theta CCMP2712
Lineage: Eukaryota; Cryptophyceae; Pyrenomonadales; Geminigeraceae
Exons: 4
Coding region: 122-1432 (436 amino acids)
Source: RefSeq, a predicted model, not a curated record
UCCGCAUCUCGCUUCAUUCUUCUUUCGAAGGACACAGAGCUAGGCUCGUGCAUUCCUACUCUUCAGUUUGUGCACUGGAGUUCAAACACUCCCGUGCAGCCGGCGCGUUUUCCUGUACUGUAUGUCAUCAGCGCUCAACAAAAGACAACCUAAAGCGAAAGAGGGAAUGUCUUAUGCGAUGUCGAAGAAGUCAAAGUGCCUUGUAAAUGCCUCAAAAGUGUCCAAGCCGAAAGGAAGCAUGGACAAGAUCAAGGCAUCAGCUGCUCCUCUUGCCACACAGAACAGAAGGAAAGGCUGUAACGCACCUGUGGAGUCGCCAACCUGCGAGGACGAGGAGAUGGCAGGAGGAGCUAACGUCUCUGCCAACCACAACAAGUGCGAUCCCUUGUGUCUUGUGCUGAUGCAGCUCCCUCACGCUGUUACUCAGCACGUCAAAGUCCGUGCGAGCUCCAUGCUGGCCUGCGAGAACCCCGAGUGCUGCCGGAGGUUCUGCGAGCACUGCCUGCUUACCCACCUGAACGAGGACGUGGACCCCAUGUCGAGUGACGCCUGGUCGAUCUCCAACGGCAAGCCUGUCUGGAGCUGCCCCAUCUGUCGCAACAAGUGCUGCUGCAGCGUCACGGACUGCACGGCGGAUCAUAGGCAUUGCAAGGCAUACAGAUAUCGCAGGAGGCGAGCAGAGCUGGCGUCGAAGAGGAUGGCGGCAGUGGCGGACAAGAGGGUGAAGAAGACCAUCACCAAGCCCAAGACGCCGACCAUGGCGAGGCCAACCAUCUCCCUCUUCGGACAUCGCUCUUCCAGCUCGUCGAGCAUCGACACGCCACCUGCCUGGGCCUCGGGCUCGCACCUCAGUGACGCCUGGACAUCCCGCAAGGAGGCGAUGAAGACGCAUGGAGGGGAGGAGGCAGACUCGGACGUGCUCUCACCGGUUGAUUCGGUGGUGGCCAGCCCAAGGGACUCGGUGAGAAACCUCAAGGAGGCCAGGAAGGAGACGGACGCGCUGGGGAUCUGGCAGCCCAUCCAUGACGGAGGGGAAGCGAACUUUGAUGAGGGCCACCCCUUCUUCGAGGAGAAGGAGGCUGCGGACAUGGAAGAUGGGGAUCAGUUCGGGGAGAUGAAUGAACAGGACAUGUUCGGUAGCAUGUACGGCCACAUGUGCCCGAUGCCUGACGACUACGAGUCUGCAAUGUCGGAUGUGACGUCUGACCUUUGGUCGGACCCAACGCUGAGCAGCGAGAAAGAGUUUGUGAAACUGGAGGACGGCGAGUUGGACGAGGCUCAAUGGCUGAGGAAGACUUACGAGACUGUUUAUAACCCCGCUGCUCGACAGCGGGCGCUGCAGAAUCUCAUGUCGUGUAUAGGAGGAAAGGCGAGAGAGGCGGCUGUCAACGACGGACCCAGGAAAUGCACGGUCAUGUACGAUUUUGUGUAG